GUACAAUUUGACACUGACAGACUGACAAUCGAUCGUAACUGUCAGUUUAGUAUUUGCCGAUGCCGCCUGCCGCUCCAUUUUGCCGCUUAUUUUACUAAAAACUGUAGUUAUUAUUUUAAAACUACAGCGGUGUCGUGUUUGUGUCUAGAUUAGUCUACAUACGUAAAAUUUAUACGCCUAAAACAGUAAAUAUGGAUAUUGAAACCAAAGUCAAAGGAGACAUGAAGGCGCUAGGCUGCAAGUCUGAUCUUAAAGUAUCUUUAGCCUACAAUCUUUACAUACACUUAGUAGACCAAAAACUGAUGUAUGACACGGAGUAUUGUUACAACAAGGACAUAGAUACUCUUUACAUCGUCGCACGGCCAAGACGUAACGAGAAACCAAACAUAUAUGUGCCGAUACCAACGCACGACGAGAUCACCGUGGAUUUCAUUAACAAAAUACAGGAGAAUCUGUGUACAGUUGAGACUGGGCCAUCAGUGAACCUAGCGUUCGUUGAGGGUGACCUAACUAUUGUUAUCUACACAUUCACUAAAGGUCUAGUGGAGCGGCCGCCGCCGGACAAAGUUGCCCAGCUACGGGUUAGGGAUGGAAGGAGGAACUUCAUUGAUAACGAACUGAAGAAGAACAGAAGCAAAAUUGUAAAUGAUGCAAUUAACGGAGGAGUUGUGGACGAUGAUGACUGUCAGGUAUUGGAAUGAAGGAGCUAUUAUAAGUUAUUAGGGAUUUUAUUGACAAGAAGGACUAUAGUCCUUUGCUAUUUGAUAUGUUCAAUACUUACAUUAUUGUAACGUGUUGAACACCAAUGUCAGUGUUACAUAUUUACCAAUCUGUUCACAUUCAUUCAUUGAGAAAUGGUGUGUUCUAUUUGGUGAAUAUCUGAAGUUUUAGUUGUAAAUAUUAGUGUAAG
Messenger RNA from Spodoptera exigua (beet armyworm), 910 nucleotides. Lineage: Eukaryota; Metazoa; Arthropoda; Insecta; Lepidoptera; Noctuidae. The record is from the annotation of a GenBank genome assembly.